Messenger RNA from Bufo bufo (common toad), 1239 nucleotides. RefSeq names its product integrin alpha-L-like. The transcript is spliced from 10 exons. Bases 114 to 1175 code for a protein of 353 amino acids. The record is from RefSeq and is a predicted model, not a curated record. Lineage: Eukaryota; Metazoa; Chordata; Amphibia; Anura; Bufonidae.
AUUUCUCCUCCCAUCUUGGUCUAUUAACACAAAGCUGGUUUCCCAUGAUUUGGUCUGUUCCUCUCGCAGGACUACAUUGCAUUUGUGCUGUCUCUCUGGCCCGGUGAGGACUCAUGGCCUGCUGGUGGCUACUCUUGCUAUUGUCUCUUCUUGAAGAAGCGAACAUCUCUUUCACUUUCAAUGUGGAGGUCUCGGAAUAUAGACGGUUCUCAUCAGAGGUCAGCAGUCUCUUUGGGUACAAAGUGGUGCAGUUUAAUUCCACCAGUGGACAGAGAUUGCUUAUUGGAGAUCCAGGAUCCAACAUUCUGUGUGCCUGUGACAUUAGGAAUAACUGUGUCAACAUCACACUGCCAGAUAUAGACAGCACCUCUCACCUUGGGCUGACUCUGGAAGUGGAUCCUAUGUCCAACCGUUGUCUUGUAUGUGGCUCUGCUAUUCCUCACAACUGUUUUGAGACCCAGUACACAAAUGGGGCCUGCUACAUCGUGGACUCCAGUCUCACUGUGUCCAGUAAGAGUACCCCUGGUUUUGAAGAAUGCCAGAAUGUUGAUGUGGAUCUGUGUUUCCUAAUCGAUGACUCGCACAGUGUGGGGGAACUAGAGUUUGGAGAAGUUCAGAAGUUCCUACUGAACACAAUCCAGAACCUAAAGAGCAGCACUGUACAUUUUUCUGUUGUUAUGUUUUCAACAAUCCCAAAGACAGUUUUGAACUUUACGGAUUAUCAACUUGGAAAAGCCGAAGAAAAAAUUAAGGAGAUGAAGCAUAUAGGAGGUUUUGGAUAUUUAUACAGAGCCCUCAAAUUCACACUAAACGAGAUCUUCACCCCAGAAGCAGGAGCCCGGCAGCACGCCAAGAAGGUACUUCUGCUGCUGACAGAUGGAGACGUCAAUGAUAAUAACAACGGAACAACAGAAGCUGCAGACAAACUAAAAGUCACCCGUUAUGUCAUUGGGGUCGGAAACAACUUUAAAGCUGGAGAUAUAACUGAACUGCCCUCUAAUCCAAAGGAACAUCACAUACACGAGAUAGGGGAUUUCUCACAGCUGGAGGCCAUCUUUAAAGAGAUGCAAACCAAGAUACUGGCAAUUGAGGGGGUCGCACAAGGUUCCGAUUUUACACGAGAAAUGUCUUCUGCUGGGUUGAGUGCCUUUUUUACACAGGUAGGUGAACAGUAGGUGUUAUAUGGAGUGCGAGGUGCUCCACAAUAUGUUUAGCAGAACAGGUCCACCACUGAGGGGC